Guyanagaster necrorhizus is the source of this 1428-nucleotide messenger RNA. Its product is annotated as putative transporter of the NRAMP family. The record is from RefSeq and is a predicted model, not a curated record. NCBI's taxonomy places the organism in Eukaryota, Fungi, Basidiomycota, Agaricomycetes, Agaricales, Physalacriaceae. Bases 1 to 1428 code for a protein of 475 amino acids. Gene Ontology annotation, cellular component: plasma membrane. Gene Ontology annotation, molecular function: manganese ion transmembrane transporter activity; cadmium ion transmembrane transporter activity. The transcript is spliced from 3 exons. Gene Ontology annotation, biological process: intracellular manganese ion homeostasis; iron ion transmembrane transport; manganese ion transport.
AUGGCCAUCACUGUCAAAUCGCUUUCGACGACGCUUUGGAUUCACGCUAAAAAGCACACAGGUGUCGGGUUGGUCUGUGCAGUAGCGUAUUUUGAUCCAGGAAACUGGGGGGUUGAUCUGCAAGCAGGGUCGUCGUACGGCUAUCGACUGCUUUUUGUUGUCCUCUUAGCUGGACUGAUUGCCGUGUUCUUUCAGGUAUCGUCUCAUCGACUGGGAUGCGUAACUGGCGUUGACUUGGCUUCGCACUGCCGGGUAUUGCUUUAUCCUCGCCCUCUAACCCGAUAUUUCCUCCUAUACCCUCUAUACACAAUCUCGGAGACGGCGAUCGUAGCGACAGACCUGGCUGAGCUGCUCGGGUCUGCAAUUGCCCUGUGCCUGCUUUUUCCCGCCCUCGAAAUAUGGCACGGCGUUCUCAUCACCGCCUUUGACGUCCUUCUCAUCCUCGCCUUCGGUGAUCCCCUUCGCGGACGACCCGUGCGCGUCUUCGAAGUUAUUAUCGCUGCACUGGUGAUUGCUGUCCUCAUCUGCAUGUGCAUCAUCAUUGCCCGCGUCAACGUCCACUGGCCCGACGCUUUCCUUGGGUAUGUACCUUCAAAGUACAUAUUCAAAAACGGAGCUCUGUAUACGUCAGUGGGCAUCCUUGGAGCGACGGUCAUGCCACACAGUCUUUUCCUCGGCUCGGCUCUAGCAACACAGGACCGUGUAACAGCCCAGUCUGUCGAGAAGGAGGAGGAGAAACCGGACAUGCUCCGACAGCGGAUCCGGUCCGUCUUCCGUAUGUCACACAUUUCCCCACCGCAGACAUCAACUAGCAACUCGCUCUCUUUCAUCAGGCUACAUUUGUACCAUGGCAUCGCCGAUGUUGUCUUCUCCCUCCUCUGCUUUGCGGUCGUAAUUAAUUCCCUCAUCCUCAUCCUCGCAAGCGCCAUCCAUCCCGCCACCGCCCACUCUGCCUCCCUCUUUGACGCGUAUGACCUUAUUCGCACCGCCGUCUCUCCAUCCGCUGCCACCCUCUUUGCCGUCGCUCUCCUCUUCUCCGGCCAGUCUUCAUCCCUCAUCGCCACUGUGGCAGGUCAGGCCGUGUCCGAGGGAUUUCUGAACAUUCGCCUGUCACCCGUGUUCAGGCGGCUUAUCACCCGUCUUCUAUCCCUUGUACCAGCGCUCACCGUCGCUAUAGCAAUAGGCAGAAGCGGUAUUGACACCCUCCUGGUCGCAUCCCAGGUCGUCUUAUCUAUCGUUCUGCCCUUCAUUGUCUUUCCCCUUUUGUGGUUGACCAGUCACAAACGCGUUAUGUCGGUGGAAAAUGACAAUGGAGGCUCCGUGAAUUUCAGUAACAGCAUACCCACCAUCUUGCUGGGCGCAGCGGUUUGGCUCCUCAUUGUAACGGCGAACGUUUAUGUUCUUGUUAACUUGGGUAUGACGACGUAA